AGACGCGGGCUGAAGUCACCGCACCCUCAGCAAGCCACACUUUCGAGAGGCACGGGAGACUUGCUAGCGGGGUGUUGCUGCUCGGUUACCCACCUAGGUGCACCCGCGUUACUUCCAACCUCUCGCCAGCCCGCUGCGCGAGGUCUCUUACCAUUGCAGGCCGUUACGCUAGCCCGGUCAUUCGCUCAGUAUGGCUGCGGUAGCGUCACCCCUUCUGAGCGGCGUUGCAUCCAGCUUUCGCCAAGAGCGAGGCCAGCCGAGCGACCGCAAUGCUAGCGCAGCUAGUCCAGCAGCGAAUAUGACGUCCAAGCCUUCGAGUCCUGCUGCACCCGAGGAUGUCCCUGAAGACAUUUUGGAGGACUCCGAGUUUGUGGAACCUGUUUGCGGAGGUUGCAAGAAAAUGAUCGAUGAGGAAUCAGCAGAGCAGGGAGUGAUUCAAUUUGCAGCACAAUUAUGGCAUGUCGACUGCUUCAGAUGCGCCAAAUGCCAGAACCCCGUCUCAACGGAUCGUGAUGACAUUCUACUGCUAUCGGACGGACACCCGAUUUGUGGUCAAUGCAAUUACUCCUGUCAGAUUUGCGGCUUGCCCAUCAUGGAGGAGGCCAUCAUGACUGGUGACGAGUCGUAUCACGCAUCUUGCUUCACUUGCCGGUCCUGCCAUACGCCGAUUGAAGAGCUUGUAUUUGCCAAGACGAGUCAGGGCAUCUAUUGCAUGUCCUGUCACAAUGAACGCGUGGCAAGAAGCCGGAGAAACGCCGCCAACAAGCGCAGCAAGGCCAAGCAGCAACAGCAACAAUCCUCCAAGGCUUCGUCGUCUCGCGAUAGGCAGGGCUCCGCUCCACCGACAAACGACUUGCGAUCUCCGUCAGCUCAGGGACACGCAUCACCAUCGCCAAGCAAUCUAGACGGCUUAUCUCAAGGGGUCAAAGGUAGUUCUCAAGACGAUCUGCGUGCCCAUUCUAACGAGAGUACGCAGGACUCUGAAACUCAUCGAGAGUUGCAGACAGGCAGCCCGUGGCAAGGAUCUUCACAGGGCAAAGCCUCGGCUGGACCUUCUAAAAGACCAACUGCACCUCCUGCAGCGCCGACUCUGCGUGAGCUUCGGGCGGCGGCGGCAGCUGGGAACAUGAACGGGCUGCAGGGUUCGAGUUCAGGCGUUUCGCCAGGUGCGAGCAAGGUGGGGCAGGCGGACGGAGCAACAUGGACAAAGCACAACAUUAAUGGGAGCGGUGAUGGCAUUAUUUCGGAAUUAGCUAAAGCCGCUUCAUCUCAUACGCGGACCGUAAGCGGCUCGAGCAGCAUACGUAAUGAGACAUUGCUGGACGUCAGCCCCAGCAAUAACGAUGGUUCGCAAACAGCACGCUUGCCUUCUAAAAAUUCUAGCGUUGGACUAGGUAUACAAGAUCGAAACGCCGCACCUUCCAGCGCACCCCCAUCUACGAAUACGUAUGGAGCGCGUGAAGCAGAGUCGGCCAAUCGAACGAGGACGUCCACCGAACAAGCCACAAGCUUUGCACCUCGUAGUCGUUCAGGCUCUAAGGCCAGUCAGACCUUAUCACCACCCACCGAUAGUCUUACAGUGGCGUACGGCUCUCCGAAAGGCAAUUCGGAACGUCUCUCCAAAGCCUUCAGCUUCUACGACCCAGAUUUUGUCAGCCUCAUGGACUCUUUUGGCAAAUUUGGGGACGCAGACGAGAGCACCUUGGAGGCGCUGCGGAAGUCGCCUGCGAGCAAGAAAGUAUUGCCUCUCGCCACGCGUUCACCCAGACAGCAUAGCCGCGAUGUCCCGUCGACCCGAUCUGCCGAGCCCGCCGUGUCAGCUCUUCGCGGAGUCGGCGAGGAGGGGAGCAGCAGCACCGAUAGUAAUGCAGACAUCGACUUAGAGGGAUCUAAGGACGAAGAGGAGGAAGAUGCCAGUGCUUUGCAAAGCCCCAAAGGGGCGGACAAUGCACGAGCUAAGGUGCGAGAGUCCAUGCGGGAGGCUCGGGAUGGUCGCAUGGACGUCGAUACCGCCUUUGUCGAAGCGAUUCUCAAUGACCUGGACGACACCAAGGAACGCAUGAAGACUUUGCAACAUCGUUACGAUAAGAUGAAGCGCGCGAGUCAGACAGCCGCACGUGGCUUCUCAUCGGCACGGGACGAGUACGAGGCGGAGGUGCAGGCGAGAUUCGAAGCCGAGUCCGAAAUGCUCCUUCUGAAGAAAAAGCUUGUCGAGCAGUCUUCAAAGCUUGCUGAGAUAUCCACCGAGAAGAAGAAAGCUGAACAUCUGCAGCGCCGUUCUCACCAGGUGAAGUCGACGCUGCAGGGUAUGGAACGGGACAUCGCAAAGCUCUCAGCCGAGCGCGAUCUACACGUGGCUGAAGUCGCAGAGCUGGUCGCAAUGCGCUCAGAGAGGCAGUCGAGCGGAGGCGAGUCUUUGAAGGUGCAGGAAACCGGAUCUGCAUCUGAUCUUCAGCGGAACCUGAGCGUCAGACUGGAGGGCGUCAAGGAGAAGUAUCGCAAAGAGAUCGAUGAGCUCACUUUCGAGCGUGACGCGCUAAUGAUUGAGAUCGAAGAGCUCAAGCAAUCGCGCGACGUCUUCUUAGAAGAGUCGCAAACCCUCAAUCAUCGAAACGAAGAGCUCAAUGGCAUUCUGACUCAGCUGACACGCAACGUCGAGGCGGCACAGGUCCGCGCCGAUCAGCAGGCAUUCCAACAGCAAUUCAGAGAAAACCUCCCGCCAGUGCCACGAGAUCUGCGAGAACGCGCCAUGUCUGGAGCUGGUGGAAGAUCCCCAGGCGGUAAACUAGGCACAGGAUCUCCUUCCGUGUCGUCUCUUAACGCGGACACCCUGACAUCGGCUUCGGCUAGCGCUUCCGACACGACCAUUCAAACGGGAACGUCUCUACAGCGCGUCAUGCCAAUAUCAAAGAUAGAGGCAGCGCCACCGAAGAAGUUCAAAUGGAUGAAGCCGAAAUUGCAGGAUGCAGCAAGGGUAGCAGUCGCUGCUGCAUCUAUGCCGCUUGGUCAGUCUCCUCCUGUGCCCCCGAAGUCGAUGAACGGUUCUAGCGGCGCUGGCUCCGAAAAGUAUCAAGGCUCUGCCUCCGCAGUCCAAAAUUCUUUGGCGCAUCAACAAGGACGCGACAAUGCUCGCAACGCAUCGAACGAGAUCGUGGUGCGAGAGCACUUAUUCCAGCCAUUCUCAGCGCUGCGACCCUUGCGAUGCUUUGCGUGUCAGAAGAGUAUGUGGGGCCAAUCGGAAGUACGAUGCGCUCUCUGCGGCCAAGCCUGUCAUCAGCGGUGUCUUCAGAGUCUGCCCACCUCGUGCAAUCAACCCUUUACUCGAGGAGAGGACAUUCACGAGCCAACGGGGCCCUCAAUGUUUGGCAGACUACUCGUCGACCAGGCAGCUGCAGAAGGUCGAGAUGUUCCUAUUGUCGUCGAAAAAUGCAUCUCUGCUGUCGAGGCCAUGGGCAUGGACUACGAGGGCAUCUACAGGAAGUCAGGUGGCACUUCACAGCUGCGUGUCAUUACCCAGCUCUUCGAGCGCGGUCAGCCAUUUAACUUGGAAGAUGUGGACCGCUUCAACGACGUGUCUGCAGUCACUUCGGUCUUGAAGAAUUACUUCCGCGAGCUUCCGGAACCUUUGUUGACCUUUGACCUACAUGAAGACUUCAUUCGUGCUGCGGAGCUCAAGGGCGAUCCAGGCGCGCGCGAGGCGGAAAUACGAGAUUUAGUACAGCAACUCCCUCGUCAGCAUUUCAACACUCUCCGAGCUCUCAUCAAGCACCUUCACCGGGUGCGGCUGUCCAGCGAAGAGAAUCGCAUGACCGCUAGGAAUCUAGGCGUGGUUUUCGGACCAACUCUGAUGCGCUCUGGAGAUCCGUCUAAGGAAUUCGCACACAUGGGAGGGAAGGCCAUGACUAUCGAGUACAUGAUUGAAAAUCCCGAGAUCUUCAACUCGCUUCGUUGAACACAUGAUCUCCUGGAGAGAUGCACGCUUGUGUUCAGCAGCUUUCACGACCUACUUGGCCCGUCUCAACUCUCGGUCUGAGACGUGCUCUCAAAUUUCUCGAGCACCACUUUUGCAACUUGAUACCACACCUUCACACUCACACGCACCCUGCGGCUGCUUUA
Messenger RNA from Ceraceosorus guamensis, 4116 nucleotides. Its product is annotated as RhoGAP-domain-containing protein. The coding region runs from base 191 to 3952 and encodes 1253 amino acids. Lineage: Eukaryota; Fungi; Basidiomycota; Exobasidiomycetes; Ceraceosorales; Ceraceosoraceae. Gene Ontology annotation, biological process: regulation of GTPase activity; signal transduction. Gene Ontology annotation, cellular component: cytoplasm. The record is from RefSeq and is a predicted model, not a curated record. The transcript is spliced from 8 exons.